Toxorhynchites rutilus septentrionalis is the source of this 2434-nucleotide messenger RNA. Its product is annotated as TWiK family of potassium channels protein 7. Gene Ontology annotation, molecular function: potassium ion leak channel activity. Bases 783 to 2237 code for a protein of 484 amino acids. Gene Ontology annotation, biological process: stabilization of membrane potential; potassium ion transmembrane transport. Gene Ontology annotation, cellular component: membrane. The record is from RefSeq and is a predicted model, not a curated record. Lineage: Eukaryota; Metazoa; Arthropoda; Insecta; Diptera; Culicidae. The transcript is spliced from 7 exons.
AGAAUCAGGCUCUAUAUUUCUACGUUAGAAUAUUGGUACAUUUUUUAAUAAGGGAUUUCAGUGUAAGAGCGAUUUAUUGGGCAUUGAGUUCACUCUUGGUUCUCCAUGCUCUCAUAGUUUGGAAGGUUAACACACGCAGGCGUAUUUUUCGCGUAAUUCUGUUUGGCAUAGGGUGUACAGUCAAUCGCUAGCAAAAUUUCCUCAUGAUGGCAGUAUACUAAAUAGUUGGAAAUGCGGAAGAUUCAGAGGAUUCGACGAAGCAUGCAUGUUUCAUCGUAAUCAUUAUCUAUGCAAACGACCAGUACCCACAUAAGCCUCAGUAGUUUUUUAUUUAUGCUCUGCUGUACAACAUAUCUUCACUUCCUCCGAUUCUGUCGGAAUCACGAGUUGUUCUUAAUUAUGUGAAAUGGCGUGAUGUGAGUGAAAAAAGGGAUGAUAAUUGGUAAGAGCCUGCCCUAUGAUUCGAUUUCGAAGGGUGUGAAUAAUUUAUAAAAAAUGCAGGCUCAAUUUAGUGAAUUGAUGAAAUUGUUGGUUCGUAUGAUUCAAGUGAAAAAAGUGUUUGAUAUAUAGUGUACAAUAAUUUAAACUGAUCUAUGCGUGAUAGAUUGGAAUAUCCAACAUAAAGUAUAUAUACACGGUGGAUACCCAAAGAAAUCGUUUUGUGUUAUCAAUAUUCCAUAAAAAACUAAAAUAUCAAAGUGAGUGUUCGGCGACAUUUUCCGAGGAUUACUGCAAACAUUCUUCAUUUUAACAGCUAUUGACAACAGAUUUGAAAUGAGAUAAUGAAAAUUGAAUACACAGUCGGUAUAUGCCAAAUGAUGACUGAAAAGGAGCCCGUUCGCUGUCAGUACGACUCGUACUCGGCUUUAAUGAUAAAUUCAAAAGAUCGCCCACAGCAAAGUGAAAUGAACAGCGUACUAAAACAUGGAGUCCAAAAGUCAACAAUCACGGUUGUCACAAAAAAGACAUCCGGUUGCUGUUCAUGCCAAGGGAAAAAAUCGGCAUCCUUUUGGGUGACAUUUCUGACGAAUCUUGGCAUUUGUACACUACUUUUUGGAUACACUUUAUUAGGUUCAUUUAUUUUUCUCGCAAUUGAAGGAGGUGCUUCACAGAUGCAACAACGAAUGUUGGCUUCAACGAAUCGCCUCAAACCUAUGUCAUCGCGUAGUGAAAGUAACCUCACAUUUUCUCAACAAUUACUACUCGAAUCACGAGAAGCUAGACAAAGAACGGUUGAAAAUAUUUGGGAUAUUACGGUGUCACUUAAUAUUCUUUAUCGAGAAAAUUGGACGAGGCUAGCAUCAUCGGAGAUUAAUCGCUUCCAAGAACAAAUUAUCAAUAGACUAUCAGAAGAGAUGGCGAUACAAUUGGAUAACAUGUCACCGGCAAUUAAUGCGGCCGUAUUGCCACCACCAACCAUGCAUGAUUAUGAGUGGACAUUCUCGAAAAGUUUCUUCUAUUCGUUAACGGUACUCAGCACAAUCGGCUAUGGCAGUAUAGCACCUCGUACCAUGUUAGGUAGAAUUGUGACCCUGGCUUAUGCUCUGUUAGGGAUCCCAUUAACCCUGAUUUAUUUAUCGAGUACUGGCGGAAUGUUAGCGAAGGUUGCGCGCGGUGUUUUCUCCAGAGCGCUAUGUUGUUGUUUAUGUUCCAAUUGUGGCUACUGUUGUUACGACGAGAAACGUAUGGAGGAAAAGGAACGUCGGAUGAAGCGCAAACGACAACAGCUGGAGUUGCGGGCACAGCAUAUAACAUUACAAGAGCCAUACUACGUGCGAUCCGGUGCUUUACACAACACAUUCCACUCACCAGAAAAACAAAUACCCACGGUUGGCGACAACGAUUCGUUAUAUGGGACCGACAGCGAAUCGAGGACAUCGAUGCAUGGUCUGAGUAUGUUGGCACCAAUUUUACUCUGCCUAACUAUGAUGGCCAUGUACAUUGCUUUCGGAGCGUUCGUACUAUACAAACUCGAGGAUUGGCCUAUCAUUGAUGGAAUUUAUUUUUGUUUCAUGAGUUUAUCGACCAUCGGGUUUGGUGACAUGGUCCCAGGUCUGCGGAAAGAAUCGGCCAUCACAAUAUGGUUUUGCUCAAUUUACAUCAUGUCUGGCAUGGCGCUGACUGCUAUGUGUUUCAAUGUACUGCACGAAGAAAUUGUUCAUAGAUUAGAGCUUGUUGUAGAAGCACACGAAAAACUAAACAACAGUGAUAACCACAAUAGCUUAUUAAUAUCCUGACAGCAUGAGAAAAAUACAAAUUUAUAUCACAAGAAUCCCACCGAAGAAACAUUGACUACAGGUACGCCAGUAUCAUUGAUAUUCGCCCAGGAACCUAUCGUGAAUCAACUACAUGUGUUAAAAGAUUGCAAUAACCAUUCUUUAGGUCACGAGCUAGUACCAAUUCUUUCCACAAACAACCAAAUAACAUCAGAGGA